Messenger RNA from Hirsutella rhossiliensis, 1206 nucleotides. RefSeq lists its product as uncharacterized. The record is from RefSeq and is a predicted model, not a curated record. Lineage: Eukaryota; Fungi; Ascomycota; Sordariomycetes; Hypocreales; Ophiocordycipitaceae. The transcript is spliced from 4 exons. The coding region runs from base 1 to 1206 and encodes 401 amino acids.
AUGAGGCUCAGCCUGGGCAACUGCCUCAUCGCCGCCGCCGCCGUCUCGGCCGGGCUAUGCCGGGGCCUUGAUGACGGCGGCGGCCUCUCGACGAGGACGGGCAACGACAGCAAUGCCAUCUCCGAAUUGGCCGAUGCGAUGAAGGCCAAGAACCUGACCGAUACGGCCUGCGACCGGCCGCGACGCGACAGGAGCGCAAAGUACACGGUCAUGAGCAUCGUGCUGGGCUCCGUCACCUGUGUCGUCGUCGGCAUCCGCAUGGUCUUCAAGUACAGCCGGGGCCGCAUCGGCAUCGACGACUGGAUCAUCCUGUCUUCGCUGGCGGUGGGCAUCCCGUGCACGGCGCUCAACGUACAGGGCCUGUCGCGCCACGGCAUCGGCAAGGACGUGUGGACGCUGCGGGCCGAGACGGUGACCGACUUUGUCCUCUUCUUCUACCUGCUGGAAAUCUUCUACGUCAGCAUGAUUGCCAUGAUCAAGAUUGCCAUGUGCUUCUUCUACCUCUCCAUCUUCCCCGGCACCCGCAUCCGCCAGGUGCUGUGGGUCACAGCCGUCGUCAACGUCAUCAUCGGCAUCGCGUCGGUCCUGACGGCCAUCUUCCAGUGCUCGCCCGUCCGCUUCUACUGGAACAUGUAUGUCACGCCCGAGGCGGGGACGUGCAUCGACAUCCACGUGCUGGCCUGGGUGCACGGGGGGAUCAACAUCGCCAUGAACUUUUGGCUCAUUGCCAUUCCGCUGAGCCAGGUGCGCGGGCUCGAUCUUCACUGGAAGAAGAAGACUGGCGUCAUCAUCAUGUUUUUGACGGGGGCCUUCGACACCAUCGUGUCCAUCCUGCGGCUUCAAUCCCUCAUCCACUUUGCCAUCUCAUGGAACCCGACCUGGGAGCAGUGGAGCGUGGCCUGGUGGUCGACGAUUGAGAUCGACAUCGGCCUCAUCUGCACCUGUCUGCCGACGCUGCGCCUGAUCCUGAUGCGCAUCGCGCCGCGCGUCUUCGGCACCAGCCGGGGCCCCUCGCGCGGCACGCCCGCAGACACAAAGGUCAGCCGCGGUAUCAUCGUGCAGAAGCAGGUGCACAUCUCGAGCGUCGACGGCUCCGUCGGCACCGAGGCCAUGAGCCAGACCAGAUGCGAGCCGUGGGAGGUGACGUCGGAGGGGGGCGGUCGACACCAUAGCGAGGCUUGCUCGAGCCCGCAUCCGCAGUGGUGA